AUGCGCCCCCUCGCAUCGCGCAGACACUCAUCCGUCUUGUUCCUCCAGGCUAUUCGCCGAUCUCUCAAGAGCGACAAGGACGGGCGGCAGCCACCAAAUCUGACCAUCACCCCCAAGACGAUCCAGGCCCUGCCCCCGAAGAAAGUUAUAAAAGCCUUGUACGACUACGAGCCUAAAAAUGGCAAUGCGCAAGAGUUGUCAUUCCACAAGGGUGACUUUUUUCACGUCCUGAGCCGUGAAGACGACACAGAGUGGUACGAGGCCUGCAACCCGCUCAUCCCGUCCGCGAGAGGUCUGGUGCCCGUGGCAUUCUUUGAAGUGGUCGGCAAAAAACAGCGACAAAGCGAAAAUUCUCUAUCGUCCCCAGGAGAGAAGAUGGAUGGCCACGACUCGGGCUUUUCAGAGAAGGGUUCGACCAACUCUGGCCACACAAGAUCAGAAUCGACCGCGACCACAAGACCCAGUGCAGGAACACAUCAGAGAGGACCGAGUAUGACCGGAAGAAGCGCAGGCGCCAUGGUGUACGGAGUGGUGCAGUACGAUUUCCACGCUGAAAGGGCAGACGAGUUGGACGCCAAAGCCGGAGAAGCCAUCAUCGUGGUGGCGCAAUCCAAUCCAGAAUGGUUCGUUGCGAAGCCGAUAGGACGGUUAGGAGGACCAGGAUUGAUCCCCGUAUCGUUUGUUGAUAUUAAGGAUACAGCGACUAUGCAAUCGGUGGCCGAUCCCCUUGAAGCAGUCCGGAAAGCAGGCGUCCCACGGGUUGAGGAAUGGAAAAAGUUUGCAGCAGAAUACAAGAACAGCAGUAUCAGCUUGGGAAAAUUUGACAGCCCCCAAGCUCAAAUGUCGGCCGAGAUGGCUCGAAUGAGCCUUCAGCAGAAUGCAUCCUCGCAGCAAUCGAUCGCCAGUACUAAUUAUAAUGGGGCGAGAAUGUCGCAGCAGUCGAACAUCCCUCUUGCCCCCAUCAGCGCGUCGGUACCACGGUACUGUUUCGACAACGAUAUGUACUGGUAUAUUAUUGAAUGUCAAAUGGAAGACGGCCGAUGGUGGGAACUGUCGCGUUACUACGCUGAUUUCUACGACUUUCAGAUUGCCUUGCUAGAAAUGUUUCCGGAAGAGGCGGGCAACAAGGGCAAGCCUCGUAUACUCCCUUUUAUGCCUGGGCCAGUGGCACACGUCACAGAUGCAAUUUCCAAUGGACGACGCCAGAAUCUAGAUGAGUAUAUCAAGAAGAUAGUGGCAAUGCCGCCCCACAUCUCCAAAAGUAUGCUGGUCAGGAAUCUGUUCAAGCCAAAACCGGGUCAAGAUUUUGAGAUUGACCCCAACGCGCUGGGAGAAGAUUACCGACUCUCCGCGGAAUCACAACACUCGAUGCAACCAGUCUCUCGGACGUCUUCCAACCAGCAAACGCCAGGUAUGGCGUAUGGGGGAAUGCCACCUCCCAGCGCACGAAUGUCCCAGCAACAACGGGGGCCUGCACCCAUGUCCGCCGCAGCCGGUGUGACUAUGGGAGGACCACCUUUCUUGCACUCCCAGGCCAGCAAUUUAACUCAAAAUUCCAAUUCUUCGAGCAUGAAGGCCGGCAAUACUGGUGGUGCUAUGAAGGUUAAGGUGUUCUUCCAGGAUGACAUUAUUGUUCUCCGGGUGCCCCAGGAUAUUGUCUUUGCCGCGCUAAGAGAGAAGUUGAUGGAGCGGCUGAAGGUCAACGAUGGCAUUGUCAUACAAUACAAGGACGAGCCAACAAACACCCUCAUUGAUCUUGAGACCGAUGACAACCUGGACGUCGCACUACAACGGAAUCCUAAACUCACACUGUACGUCAACUAUGCGACAGGUUGA
This is a messenger RNA of Cladophialophora psammophila CBS 110553, 1836 nucleotides long. Its product is annotated as bud emergence protein 1. Gene Ontology annotation, cellular component: mating projection tip. Gene Ontology annotation, biological process: conjugation with cellular fusion. Lineage: Eukaryota; Fungi; Ascomycota; Eurotiomycetes; Chaetothyriales; Herpotrichiellaceae. The coding region runs from base 1 to 1836 and encodes 611 amino acids. Gene Ontology annotation, molecular function: phosphatidylinositol binding; protein binding. The record is from RefSeq and is a predicted model, not a curated record. The transcript has 2 exons.